Messenger RNA from Drosophila persimilis, 4507 nucleotides. Its product is annotated as ikaros family zinc finger protein. Bases 195 to 2354 code for a protein of 719 amino acids. Gene Ontology annotation, molecular function: DNA-binding transcription factor activity; RNA polymerase II cis-regulatory region sequence-specific DNA binding. The transcript has 5 exons. Lineage: Eukaryota; Metazoa; Arthropoda; Insecta; Diptera; Drosophilidae. Gene Ontology annotation, biological process: regulation of transcription by RNA polymerase II. The record is from RefSeq and is a predicted model, not a curated record.
AAUUUUUCUUUUGGCCCAUUCGGAUGUGGCCACGACGCGCGCGUUGUCCGUUAACAUUAUUCUUAUUAUUAUUGUUGUUAUUAUUUAGGCUUUAACUGUGGAUCCGAUCCGCUGCGCUUGCCCUUUCGUUUCUGUCGUGCAUAUAUUUGUGUUCCAGUUGCCGCAGCGUUCCCGAGUCCGGGUUGUGGGAGGAGAUGGCCGAAACGAUCAGCACUGCAGCCAGCAGCAUGGAGCUGGCCCUCAAGGACACCAGCCCCUCGGUGGCAGUGGGAGGGGGCCUCAUAGUGGAUAUGACGCCGACCACGGCAGCACUGUUGCACCACAAUGCACUGGCCCUGCGCAGCCUUAAGGAGGCUGCAGCCCAUCGGGAUGCGUCCGUCUCGGGAUCCGCCUCGGAAUCAGAGCUCCCGGAGCCGCGCUCGCCGACGCCGACCCCCACGAAUCUCAGUACUGGCGGCCCCCACUCGCCGCCCAUGACAUUCCGCUGCGAGAGAUGUGACAAUUUCGAAACGAGCUCCCGGGCCUCGCUGCUCCUCCACGUGGUGCAGUGUUUGGCCGGACAGGCGGCUGCGGCCGCGGCAGCUGCCUCGGUCCGUCUGAAGAGCGAGGAUCUGGGGGAGCCGGAGAACAUGAGCCUCAGCCACAUGGACACUGGAAAGCCAUCGUCGGACAACGUCGGGGGGUCCAGCUCCUCGGCCAGCUCCUCGCCGGCGGGCAAUGGCAGUGGCAACAGCAGCAGCUCCAGGAAGGUCUUCGAGUGCGACGUGUGCAACAUGAAGUUCUCCAACGGAGCCAAUAUGCGGCGCCACAAGAUGCGGCACACGGGCGUGAAGCCGUACGAGUGCCGAGUCUGCCAGAAGCGAUUCUUCCGCAAGGACCACCUGGCCGAGCACUUCACCACCCACACCAAGACGCUGCCCUACCACUGCCCCAUCUGCAAUCGCGGCUUCCAGCGGCAGAUCGCGAUGCGCGCCCACUUCCAGAACGAGCACGUCGGCCAGCACGAUCUGGUCAAGACCUGCCCUCUCUGCAGCUACCGGGCUGGGUCCAUGAAAUCGCUGCGCAUCCACUUCUUUAACCGGCAUGGGAUCGACCUGGACAACCCGGGGCCCGGCGGCACAUCCUCCCUGCUUCUGGCGCUCGAGUCGCAGGCUUCGGCGGCGGCGGCUGCGGCUGCUGCCAGCUAUGUCCCGCCCGGCAUGAGUCCCGUUCCCGUUCCCGUGCCCGUUACAGCCCAGCAGCAACAGCAGCAGCAGCAGUCGUCCUCGGUGGCGCCUCCUCCUGCCAGUCAUCAGAGCGACAGCGGGGAGUCGAUGCGCUCCCUGGAGAACGCCACACCGCCCAUGCACUUCCUCACGCCGCACGUGGAGAUCUCCACGCUAAGCGAGAACGGGAACACGGAGCUAUUCAACGGCAACAACAAUAACAACAUCAACAACAGCAACAACAACUGCAGCAGCAGCAGUAACAACAACAAUUGCAACAGCCACAACAACAACAAUACAAUUAGUGUGAUUAGCAAUGGAAACAGCGAGUCCAAUGCGGAGAAGGUGAAAGAUCGCGCCCUGAUCAUGCAGUCGCCGGUGGAGCUACAGCUGCCCAUGGACUGCAACACAAAGGCCACACCCAUCACGUCGAGCACCACGACAACGACGAGCCUCAAGAGCCAUCUCCAGCAGCACCACCAUCACCAUCACCACCACCACGAGAAUCACAUAACGCCCUCGAUCAGCCUGAUACCAAUCAAGCAGGAGCCAAUGACAGAGGAUGUGGACAAAAAGUUGCAGGUCAACGGCAGCGAUGCCAGCAGCGACACAGAACAAUCUUCCAACCACAGCAGCAACAACAACAACAACAACAACAACAACAACAGAACCUCACUGAUUAAGGUCUCACCAUUGAAAUCUCUCCUGCGAGAGGAUCUGAAACGUCGAAUAUGCGCCAAGGCCAACAACCGGAUCACACGGAAUGCCACACCCCUGGAGAACAACAGCGUGCUGUCGAACAGCCUGAGCAAUGGGUCGGGUUCGGGUUCUGGAUCGGGUGGCGUAAACAGCAGCAGUAACGGCGGUGGCACGCCCGCAUCAGCGGUGCCGAAUCCCAGCAACGGGUCCGGCUCCACACAGAUCUGCAACGGCACGAUCACGUCGACGGGGCAGGAUGGGGAUCUGCUGAAUCGCAAGCUCAUCCUCACCUGCCACUUCUGCGGCAUCGAGUUCCCCGACGAGACGCUCUACUUCCUCCACAAGGGCUGCCACUGCGAGAGCAAUCCGUGGAAGUGCAACAUCUGCGGCGAACAGCUGAACAACGUCUACGACUUCAAUGCUCAUCUGCUGAGCAAGAGUCAUCAAUAGCAGCCACAGUUCGCCAGCGGCAUCUAAGCCUGCUUGCUGGCACUUUGAUGGGGUGGUGGGUGGGGUCUGGCGCAGGAGGAGAGAACCUCCACACCUGGACACGGAUGCGAGAGCAAAUGCGAAUUCGAAUGCGAAUGCGAAUGCUUAUUCCGAAUAUUUACUUAGCUCAAUUUUGAGAGAUUUUCCACAACCAGGCACACAGUUACGCUCAGAGCAAAUGAUUAUACACCUACCAUCUAGUUGUACAUCUAGAUCUACGUUUACAUCUACAUUAUACAUAUAUAGUUAUAUAUAGAGAUAACACUCAUCAUAUUUUUAUGACCUGCAUGCGGAGCCUCUGCAGGCGAGGCAGCAUGGAAUGAGAGCUACGUAGUUACCUUAUCCCUUAACGAAUCGAAACUUUACAUGAACGUUUAACGUGACAAGGAAAAGAAACAAACAGAAACAGAAACAACAGAAUAUGAUGUUGAAUAUCUUCCCCGAACAGAACAGAUACGAACCGAAUCGAACCGAACCCUGUUAUGUAGUGUUAUUAUGCAUUAGGUUUAGUAGUUUUAGUCUUUAAGUCUUGGCAAUAAUUUCCAGCCGGUUCAACUGGCAGCAACACUUACGUCAUGAUGCGAUAUGUAAACGGAAUACGUAACAAGUACAGUACUUUCCUGUGACGUAAGUGAUCUUAAGUCGGUUUAGUGCAUUGUAGUUACGGGACGCCUCAAAGGUGGCAAUUUAUGGUUUUAAACUGGGCAGACCAUCCGGCCUCCACUCAUCAUAUACACACAUCGAACAUAGCAUCGUAUAUGCACAACAUACAUAUGCAUGCAUACUCGUAUGUACAUCAAAAUGCCUAAACAUGUUCAUCAAAGGCUUUAAAUUUGUUAUGUUUUCAGAGUUUAAUAGAACAGCAACAAGUUUAAUUAUACAGAUCUAUAUGAAAAGCAAUAUAAGCAACGUUACAUAUAUGUAAAACAGGAUAUAUAUAAACACACACACAUAGCCAGGUUAUAUACAAGACCCUCACUCACACUAACACAGGUACAGAUACAUACAUAGAUGCAAAUACAGAUACCGAUACAGACAUAGAAACAGUUUGUUUUAGCUUAGCAAGAGGUUAACGAAUUUUGAAUUCAAUUAUUAUAAUCGUUACUUUUACUUAACAAAAAACAAAUCAAAAACAAAGCAAAAACAAAACAAAACAAAAGCAGCAAAGAAAGCAAUAAAAAGAAGCAAUGAAGUAACGGCAACGUAGCAAAAGUAACAUUUCGAAUAUGUAUAUCCGCACAGUGCUGCUCAACAGUUUGCAUACAACGCCCACUGUGUGUCCAAAGCAUAGCAACCUUUUUUGAAACAAGCAAAACGCAAAGAACAUGCAAAAAUUACAAUUGUGAUACGAAAUUGUUGUAAAUAAUUGGUAAACUGAAACAUGGAUUAACAUGAAAUGAAAACCUUAUUGUUUAGAUAAAAACUAUGCCUUAGAUGCCUAUGAUAUAGCAUUACAUAAGUACACACACAUACAAACACACACACACACACAUUUAUAAAUAUACUGACAAGUAUAUAGAGGUAGAUAUACAUCCAUGAUACGAGCACGUGUGCGCGAACACUGUACAAAGGAAACAAAAUGGAGAAGCCAACGGGUCACGAAGCUGUUGAUUAGUAUAGUUAACUUUAGUGUAAAUCAAAAUUUACAAUAUUCCCCUAAUUCCUUGCCCCUUUCCCUCUUCCCGUUCCCAGUUCCAUUCUCUCCUACCUCCUGCCCCACUAUAAACCCGUCGCGGGCUGUAUGCAGUCAGCAAGGCGUCACUGUGCGCAAAAUUUUACUUCAGAUUAACAUCCGUCCAUGAUGUUCACAAAUUUCUAGGCCUGAUAGCGAAAGUAAACCACUUAUUCAUAAAAAAUCUGUGUAAAAAAUGAAGAAGAUAAGGAACGUAAGCUAAACCCAUCCCCAAUGUGUAGGUUCUUCUCUUUCGGUUGUUAAUGAUCUUUACACUUAGUUAGAAUUAAUCAUUAGUCGGAGAUUUUUGUUAGACUUUUUAUUUGUUUCUCAUCUCUGUUAGCGCAUUGUACAUUUUAUCUUCUUCUUCUAGAUAUGGUAAUCGUUUUUUACAAUCUGUUGCUCUUCUCUAGCCAAUUCCCUUGUGUAAAAAUGGUUUGUU